CGGCCGCGCCGGGCUCGGGCGCCGGGCCCCCCCUCCGGCUCCCGCGUGGUCGCGCCCGCUUUGUCAGCGCGGCGCUCGCCGGUUGCGCUCCAGCUCUCGCCAGCCCGCGGCAGACGGAGCCGCCGCCGCCGCCGCGUCCUCUCACGCCUCCCGGCCUCGGCUGCCCCGGACUUUCCCCGGCUCCCCGGCGGAGUGAGAAGCGGCUCGGGAGCAUCCGCCCGCUCCGCCCCGGCGGCCCGGUCGACUCGCCGGCCCCGGCCUCCGCCAGGCUCUGCUCCUCCGGCGCGCGCAGCGGCCGCGGCGGUUGUGGCGGCGGCGCCCGGCAUGUAUCAGAGCCCGCGGCGGCUCUGCUCCGCCCUGCUGCAGAGGGACGCCCCCGGCCUGCGCCGCCUGCCCGCGCCCGGGCUGCGCCGCCGCUCGCCCCCGCCCGCCAUCGUCCCCCGGCCCGCGUCUCCCCGGCUCCUGGCGGCGGUCUCGGCGGCCUCGGGCGCCGCGAGGUCGUGUUCCCGGACAGCCCCAGAGCACAGCUUGGCAAAGAUAUAAUGUCAUCCAAAGGAAUGUGGAACCGUGCUGUUGAAACGCGUCUACUUUGCGCUGCGUGUUCCAUGGGAAACGGCACAAGCAGACUCUACAGUGCUCUCGCCAAGACGCUGACCAGCAGCGCCGCCUCUCAGCACCCGGAGUAUUUGGUGUCACCUGACCCAGAACAUCUGGAGCCCAUUGAUCCUAAAGAGCUUCUUGAGGAGUGCAGGGCUGUCCUGCACACUCGACCACCCCGGUACCAGAGGGACUUUGUGGAUCUGAGGACAGAUUGCCCCAGUAGCCACCCACCCAUUAGGGUCAUGCAAUGGAACAUCCUCGCCCAAGCUCUUGGAGAGGGCAAGGACAACUUUGUACAAUGCCCCGUGGAAGCGCUCAGGUGGGAAGAGAGGAAGUGCCUCAUCCUGGAGGAGAUCCUCGCCUACCAGCCCGAUAUACUGUGCCUGCAGGAAGUGGACCACUACUUUGACACCUUCCACCCGCUCCUCAGUCGACUGGGCUACCAAGGCACCUUUUUCCCGAAGCCCUGGUCACCUUGUCUAGAUGUGGAACACAACAAUGGGCCAGAUGGCUGUGCCUUAUUUUUUCUGCAGAACCGCUUCAAGCUGGUCAACAGUGCCAAUAUCAGGCUGACGGCCAUGACGCUGAAAACCAACCAGGUGGCCAUUGCUCAGACCCUGGAGUGCAAGGAAUCCGGCCGGCAGUUCUGCAUCGCUGUCACCCACUUAAAAGCACGCACUGGCUGGGAGCGGUUUCGGUCGGCUCAGGGCUGUGACCUUCUCCAGAACCUGCAGAACAUCACCCAAGGUGCCAAGAUCCCCCUGAUUGUAUGUGGGGACUUCAACGCAGAGCCAACCGAAGAGGUCUACAAACACUUCGCUUCCUCCAGCCUCAACCUGAACAGCGCCUACAAGCUACUGAGCCCCGAUGGGCAGUCGGAGCCCCCCUACACCACCUGGAAGAUCCGGACCUCAGGGGAGUGCAGGCACACCCUGGACUACAUAUGGUAUUCCAAACACGCGCUGAGCGUCAGGUCGGCCCUCGACCUCCUCACCGAAGAACAGAUCGGACCCAACCGGCUUCCGUCCUUCAAUUACCCCUCAGACCACCUUUCUCUAGUGUGUGACUUCAGCUUUAAUGAGGAGCCUGGUGGAUCUUUAUAGAAGCUGAUCCGGUCUUUUUAAUCACAGGAGUCUUAACCAGGGAUGUUUCAGGAAACUGAAAUAGGCUAGGAAGUUGCCUGAGGAAGGGUUCCGGGUUCGGUCAUGUCACUUUCUGUGUUUCCAGCAUGCCCUUGGAAAAGAAGCCCAUUAGUUCACAAAACUUUCCAGUGAAAACCUAUAGCAAAAAAGGUGUUUGCACUCCAGUUUCGGCCUAUAUUAUUAUCCCUCCUUUAGCGUCACGUGUUCAAUCUGUCAUUUAAGGGCAUUCGGUUGGGCUUGUCUUGAAGCUUUUUCAGUUUGCAGAUACUUUAAAAACUUGCAGACUUGCUUGAGUCCUCUGUAGUUAACAUUAAGUAUGUAGGAAAAUUUCCCUAGACUGCAUUUCAAGUUAUUUAUUUGUGAGUUUUUCUAAUGUCAACAAGAUAUGCAUGGCAAUAUUUAUUUUUUUAUGUCUUCAUGUAAAACUAAAUAAAUUAUAGCAUUAUGAACAUUUUAGAACCAUGCAAAACACAUUAUAAAGUAACUUAUAGUAAUUUUCUUAAAGCUUUAAAAUGUUUAUCUGGUGGUCUAACAUUGUAUACAAAGCAGCUGUUCAGGGAGAGGGUUUUGUUAUUUAAGUGUAAGUAUCAGGACUCUGGUACAUUCUUCAUAAAUACUCCUCACUGUGCCUCCGUGUUUCCCAUUGUGUUUCUUGAGGAAAUUCCAGUUAGUUUUCCAUUGUUCAAUCACUGCUACAUAUUGUACUUUUUCCCAUUGGAAUAUUGGAAGUUAUCAUUUUUUUUUGGAAUGCAGUUUUCACAAUAAUUAUUUGGGAGCUGUUAUGUGGCAGUGGCUAAGAAAGCCAGGGGGACCUUCUUUUCAGAGAUGUGAAGGUUGUUUUUGUUUUUUGUUUUGUUUUGGUUUUUGGUUUUAGGUACUGGGAUUGAGCCCAAAGUGCUUUAGCACUAAGCUACAUCCCAGCCCUUUUUCUCGUUUGUUUUAAGACAGGGUUUUGCCGAGUUGCCCCGGCUGGCCUCAAACUGUGAUCCUCCUGCCUCAGCCUCCUGAGCUGCUGGGAUUACAGGUGCCACCUCUCUCAGCCAGAGAUGGGAAACUAUAGAAACCCUGUAAUUGGGCUGUCAUAGAAAUUUCCUAAGACAGCCAGAUGACCAUGGUUUAGAACAUCUACAAAGAAUGUAAGAAGUUAAAAGGUAACCUGCAAUUCUCAACCAUCAGAAAUAAAAGUAAUAAAGAUAGCAGGUGAAGCCUCUUCCAGACGACAUAAGCCAUCAGUCAUAACCUGGUAAAUGUUUUAUUGUAUGAGCUGUAAAUAUUUAAGAUUAAUAAAUGACCUUUUAAAGCU
Molecule: messenger RNA, 3045 nt
Organism: Sciurus carolinensis (gray squirrel)
Lineage: Eukaryota; Metazoa; Chordata; Mammalia; Rodentia; Sciuridae
Gene: Noct
Product: nocturnin
Exons: 4
Coding region: 543-1703 (386 amino acids)
Biological process (GO): circadian rhythm
Molecular function (GO): poly(A)-specific ribonuclease activity
Source: RefSeq, a predicted model, not a curated record